UGGGUGUAUAUUCAUUUUAUUUUUCUCUUGGUGUUGUUAUAAUACUAUUUACUUUACUUUUUCUUAAUGUAUACUUAAUUUUAGCGUCCCAGGACAUAUUACUUUCCUUUGCUCCGAUGUGUCCUGUAAAUAUUUCCCAUAUUUAAUCAAGGUGGCUCACCUGAGGAACCUCUUGUCAAUGCGUCCAUUUCUCUCCGUCAUGCAUGCAAAGGCUCUCAUUUGGAAAUGCGAGAUCAAAUGGGGAGGUGCGUUUCAGGAUAGGGCCGGUUCUACAGUUGGAAAAGAGGGCGAACAGACAUGCUGACCCUCCUGGCUUUGGGGUGGACCAAAAGGAAAGUGGAACAACUGGGCCGCAGUUUGAGCCAGAGAUAUCUAAAGAUCAUAAGGAUCCUUAGAGAACAAAUGGAGAGCCUGAAUAUGACCAGAAAUGAGCUGGGUGUGGAUGACGACACACUGCAGCAAUGGGUGGCCGAUGUGCAGAAAUGGGCUGAAGAAACUGAUCAAACUGAUGGCAGCCUUGGAGCGUUGCAGGCACGACUAGAGGAGCUUGUCGUCAUCAUCAGAGUGCGAACACAAAGUCUUUACAGACAAAAUGAUAGCAACAAGAGGCGACACAGAAUUCGCAAGGUCAUCUUAGAUGAGAAGAAACGCUUGGCGGCUGCUGUUGACGACUACAACAAGCUUGCUGAACCAACAAAGCAAAUUGUAUCCAGUGAUGCCCUCAUCCAGACCGACAUUUGGCUCUGGCAGAGCACAAGUGAACCUGCUGCUGAACUCCAGACAAAGAGAAAGGUCUUUGAGAAGGUGAUGGCUGUGAGGCGCCUGAGAGAGGAGGAGAUGAUCCUUUGCAGGGAGAUGCGGCAUCACUGGACAGUGUUGCAAAUGCGAUCUGUGGUGUUGGGGACAAUCUCCUCAGACUCCUCCUUUGUUGGCAUGUCGGAGGAUUCACAGAAGGGACUCUGUAGCCUGGUUUUAAGAAAACAAAGUGAACUGAAAGCUGAAAUGCUCAAAAUAAAGGACGUGUACAAGAGAAUCCUCAGCCACCAACCACUCCUGGAAAUGGACUCGGAGGAGGAGGAGGACAUUCCAGACGAUGCCACUGAGAGUGAUUUGAGCACUUCUGAUGAAGACUGAUUGUGUCAUCAUUGAUGUUAUUUUUGGUAAAAUAAAAAGUUAAUCACAUCUCUGUUUAAUGUGAUUUUUCAACAGACAUUUUACAUUUUGAGAAGAAAAAUGGA
Molecule: messenger RNA, 1238 nt
Organism: Oreochromis aureus
Lineage: Eukaryota; Metazoa; Chordata; Actinopteri; Cichliformes; Cichlidae
Exons: 8
Coding region: 298-1134 (278 amino acids)
Source: RefSeq, a predicted model, not a curated record